This is a messenger RNA of Opisthorchis viverrini, 267 nucleotides long. RefSeq lists its product as hypothetical. Bases 1 to 267 code for a protein of 88 amino acids. The record is from RefSeq and is a predicted model, not a curated record. NCBI's taxonomy places the organism in Eukaryota, Metazoa, Platyhelminthes, Trematoda, Opisthorchiida, Opisthorchiidae. The transcript has 3 exons.
AUGAUCCGUCUGCCAGACGGCACAAAUUUGGAUGGAACUGCGGCGACCUGGGUUCCAGAAUUGCGUGGGGGAGAAAGGCUACUGCAUCCACACUGGAUCUACGCGUCAUUAGAGGAGCUCAGUGAAGGCCUGAAAUACAAAGUACUGGACACCGUGACACUCUACACAACACAGAAGCGACCAAACAUGGAUGGGAUCGGAUUGACAGGCACUGGGUACCAAAGCUACCGUCGAAAAUCUCCAUACGGGACUCUACGAAACGAUUAA